This is a messenger RNA of Galdieria sulphuraria, 1255 nucleotides long. Its product is annotated as high light inducible protein isoform 2. The transcript has a single exon. Lineage: Eukaryota; Rhodophyta; Bangiophyceae; Galdieriales; Galdieriaceae. The coding region runs from base 677 to 1219 and encodes 180 amino acids. The record is from RefSeq and is a predicted model, not a curated record.
CUUUCCCUCGAGCCAAUUUCUGUUGACGCAAUGAGAUAAAAUCAUGACCAAUUUUCGUUUUCACUUGGGUGUAAAAAACAGGGACGUUGUGUGUAAUCCUAUAUCCUUUCCAUCGCAUGAGUCUGCCUUAUUAUUCUCUUGAAGAGGUAUCAUGCUCCUCUUCCGACUGAAGAAUCAACAAUGAACAAGACCCAACGUAAUCUCUAGGUAAGAAAACACUGUUCACGCAGCGACGCGUGGAUUGUAGUAAAAGGUAAGGUCUACGCUGUCACUCCAUUUCUGGAUGAUCAUCCAGGUGGUGAAGAUGCUAUAUUGAAAGUCUCUGGUAAGACAAAACACCUUUUGGUUCACCAGAAUAUAACUUGUGGAGCAGGAAAGGACGCUACAGAGGACUUUGACGGAGUUGGUCACUCGUCCCUUGCUUGGAGUAUGCUUGAAAGUUAUCUCAUCGGAUUCUUAUAUACAACACGAUAGUAAUAUUCUACUAGCGACGAAGGUAUCAAGUGACCCAUAUCUGUUGACGUCAUCGAAAAAGAUAAGGUUGGCAAUACAACACCUUUGCCUUGUAUACAACCACGCGUAUAGCUUUCGGACUCGCAUUUUUGCAGAAAUGCAGUCCUUUUCGCUAAAACUACCUUCCAUUUUACAAUAAAUUCAUUGCUACAUUGGGGAAAGCAUGGUAGCCACGACAAUCUUGGUGAUGGGUUACAUAGUUUCGUUACAACCUUUGUAUAAACAAAAUAAUUGUAGACUGCAAAACUGCUCUCUCUUUUCAAGAAAGAAAGUGAUGUGUCCAAGAUCGAGUGUUCGUUCGGACCGGGUUCAUAAACCGAUGCCUAGAUUCAGUAUGGAAACUGGAUCUGAUUUUGUGCAACCACCUAAGCAGGUCAGAGAAACAGAAAACGAAAGGAACGGUGAAGCAGCAGAGCACUUGGAAACCAACUUAGAACAAAACCAACCUAUUGACUUUUCGUUCACACCCGAGGAACUAAGAGAGCAAGCAAGGAAAUUGGAUGAACUUGCAGAGGUAUGGCGAGAAGAAAGACUGCAGCAAGAAAGAGAAGCCAAUCGCAAAUUUGGAUUCACGCCUUUUGCAGAAACUCUCAAUGGAAGAUUGGCUAUGUCUUUCCUACUCAUUGGUUUGCUUACAGAAUAUUGGACGGGUUUCACAAUAGUAGAUCAGAUCGCGUACAUAUUGGAAAUUUUGGGAUUUACUUAAAUAAAGUUAAACUAUUAUAAAGUGACACAUGCUUAC